AUGAGUGCUGUCGGAGUGGAAUCGACUUAUGAUUAUGUGAUUGUCGGCGGCGGAACAGCAGGCAACACCAUUGGCAGUCGCCUGGCCGAAGCAGGAUUGUCUGUCGCUAUAAUUGAAGCCGGUUCAUUUUAUGAAAUCGAGUCCCCAACAAGGUCUACCGUUCCGGCUGGAUAUAAUCUUCUUGUUGGGUCAGACCCGGAAAAUGUCAAUGUCCCAGUGGAUUGGGGGAUCGUCACGGUCCCCCAAGCGGGCGCUAACGGUCGUAGACUACUCUAUGCACAGGGGAGCUGCUUUGGUGGGUCAGGAACAACCGGUUCUUAUGAUCAAUGGGCCACCCUGGUGGAAGACGAUAGUUAUAAAUGGGAUAAUAUUCUUCCAUUUUUCAAGAAAUCGGUGCAGUUUACGCCCCCUGGCACAUCGAAACGCUUCCAGAAUGCGACGACUCUAUUCCGUCCAGAAGCGUUCGAAAAGGACAGCACAGGCCCCAUUCAAGUGUCUUAUACCAACUAUGUAUCGCCAUUCGCAACAUGGAUGAAGGCUGGUAUGGAAGCAGUGGGCACUCCUGUGACGGAGGAUUUCAGCAGCGGCCACCUUCUCGGAACGCAGUACAAUCCAUCUACUAUCAACCCAAUCGACGAGACCCGCAGUAGCUCGGACAUGUUCCUUAGCAGUCUACCUAUCACGAGCAAACUGCACAUUUACCCCGACACACUUGUCAAGAAAAUUGCCUUCGACGGGAACAAGCGGGCCACCGGUAUUGAUGUGGAAACAGCCGGGCAAGAAUACCAUCUCCGGGCUGCACGAGAAGUGAUCGUAUGUGCGGGCGCUUUCCAUUCCCCGCAAAUCCUUAUGGUAUCAGGUAUUGGGCCUGAAAAUACUCUCAACUCACUAAACAUACCCAUUCUCGCUGAUCUUCCUGGGGUCGGGCAGAAUAUGUGGGACCAUCCGUUCUUUGCCCCAUCACAUCGAGUGAGUCUGGAGACAGAGACCCGGAUGGCCAAUGAUAAACUCUACUAUCUUGAACAGGGAGUCGAAUACGCGAUAGCACAUGAAGGGUCAUGGACUAACGCCCAAGAGUUGUUGGGAUGGGAAAGGAUUCCAUAUUCCCAUCGCUUGAGAUUGUCUCAGAGCACAAUUGACGAUCUUUCACGAUUUCCCAAUGAUUGGCCUGAGGUGGAGUUUCUUCCGGCAAACGGAUUCGUCGGUAAUUUUAGUGACCUGAUGGGUCAACAACCAGCCGACGAAUAUCAGUAUGCGUCCAUUCUCGGUGUCCUGGUCUCGCCGACCUCGCGCGGAAAUGUGACCAUUCGCAGUAACUCCACAUCCGAACUGCCUAUCGUGAGCCCCAACUGGCUGACCACAAAGACCGACAUGGAAGUUGCAGUGGCAUUGUACCGGCGGUUGAGAGAGAUUUGGCAGAGUGGGCCACUUCAAUCGAUAAGCGUUGGGAACCUAUCAUAUCCACUGCAUCAGGACCAAUCGGAUGAGGAAAUUAUCCAGUACAUAAGAGACUCUUUGAUGCCACUGUGGCAUCCAGCCUGCACCUGUAAGAUGGGUGUACGUAGUGACCCAAUGGCUGUUGUUGAUAGUCACGCCCGUGUCUAUGGAGUUGACCGGCUUCGAGUGGUCGAUGCCAGCGCUUUUCCUCUGUUGCCGCCUGGACAUCCCCAGAGUACAGUUUAUAUGCUGGCUGAGAAAAUCGCUCAUAGUAUAAUAAGCCAUCUGGAAGAGAAAUAA
Molecule: messenger RNA, 1737 nt
Organism: Aspergillus pseudotamarii
Lineage: Eukaryota; Fungi; Ascomycota; Eurotiomycetes; Eurotiales; Aspergillaceae
Product: GMC family oxidoreductase
Exons: 3
Coding region: 1-1737 (578 amino acids)
Biological process (GO): secondary metabolite biosynthetic process
Molecular function (GO): flavin adenine dinucleotide binding; oxidoreductase activity, acting on CH-OH group of donors
Source: RefSeq, a predicted model, not a curated record